AGAGCGGAACUACCUGCACGCGGACACGCGUGCGCGCGCGCUCUCUCUCGCUCUUUAUUUCAUAUCGAUCUGAUGUCGCGCGACGCUUCACCCCAGUGACCCGACUGUUUCUCAGGCUGUUUCUCUCUCUUUUUUCUUUUCUCUUAACUUUUAGUUUUAUUCUCAGUAAAAUCGUGCAUAAAUAAUUCGAUAUAUAUAUAUAUAUAUUAAAAAAAUUCCCGCGAAGGAGAGAUUUUCGGAGGGAAUUCGGGAAGAGACCAAAAAGAAGUCAAGAAGGUCAUGGCGGCGACUUUGCCCAGGACUCUCGGCGAGUUGCAGCUCUACCGCAUCCUGCAGCGGGCCAACCUGCUGUGCUACUACGACGCGUUCAUCCAGCAGGGCGGCGACGACGUGCAGCAGCUGUGCGAGGCCGCUGAGGAUGAGUUCCUGGAGAUCAUGGCGCUGGUAGGGAUGGCCAGCAAGCCGCUGCACGUGCGACGCCUCCAGAAAGCUCUGCGUGACUGGGUCACCAACCCGGCGCUGUUUAACCAGCCGCUGGCAUCACUUCCUGUCUGCAGCAUCCCUGUAUAUAAACUUCCCGACGGCCCGGCACUGCCAGUCAAAGUCCCCAAAACAGACCCGCCGAAAACCGAAGCGGGAAGCGGGAGCUCCUCGGCCACCGCCUCGCCUCUGCAGAGCGGCAACGAGCCGCGUUUCUGGGCCGAGCGAAGUCUCUCACCGGCCGAGCUCGGCUCGCCGUCGUCCCCGCUCCCACGCGACACCCUCGAAGCCCUGGACGUCGCCGCCGUCCAGGCUGUCAGCGAGUGUGUAGACAGGAUGGCACGGGCGUUGCCCAAAAGCGACUCGGCCGAGCUGAGAGAGCAGCUCAAAGCCAACAAGAAGCUAGCCAAGAUGAUCGGCCACAUCUUCGACAUGAGUGACGACGACCCGCGCCGAGAGGAAGAGAUCCGCAAAUACAGCGCCAUCUACGGACGCUUCGACUCCAAGAGGAAGGACGGCAAACACCUCACACUCCACGAGCUGACGGUGAACGAGGCGGCAGCACAGCUGUGUAUGAAGGAGGUGGCAUUACUGACGCGCAGGGACGAGUUAUUCGGACUCGCUCGCCAGGUCUCCAGAGAGGUCACCUACAAGUACACAUACAGGACCAGCAAAUCUCGAUGUGGAGACCGAGACGAACCGUCCCCGAAGAGAAUUAAAACGGAGCAGGAAGGCUUUUUUGACCUGCAGGAGGCGCUACAGGCGAUCCACAUGCGGCAGGAGAGUCUGAGAGAGCAGCUGGCUCAGGCUCGGUCCAAGGGAGAGGAAACACUCACUCGAAACAUCCAGGUUCAGCUGGAGCGUCUCUUGGCUAAGCAGAUGGAGAUUUUGCAUGAUGCAGCGGCGCAGGACCGACUGCAGGCUCUGGAGUGGCGCGUGCCUCCUGGAGCCUUCAAACACCACGGCGACUCGCACAAUGCUAACGCUAACGGGGUGCAGAGCGGCGCUGAAAAACACGCCGAGCAGCACGGUGAGAGGCCGCUGAAUCUGCGAGUAACAGGACAAAGGGGCGGAGCUUCAGAUGGAGACACACCUCUGGGAAAACAGCUGGCCAAUGAGCUGAAGAGACAUCACCAGGCCAGCGUCGAAAGCAAGGCAGCGGCCGCCACAGAGAACGGCAACGGAGGCGAGGCGAGUCCCCGCGCUCUCAACCUCUCCGAUAAGAAGACCAUCAAAUGUGAACCUGAGGACUCCAGAUAGCAGACCACACCUCUGUUUUUUAUUUUUAUUUGUAUUUUUAUUUCGACUCCGUGAGGAUGAUGAACUGUCGUCUGUCCGCGAAUACUAAAGGAGCACAACUACAGUAGAGCCUUAAUAACCAACGUUGCCUCAGAUUUCCUUUAUUCUUCACUUUCUUUUUUUUUUGCCAAAGCACCUAGAGCCCUUAUUUUCUUCCCUGGAUAGAUUAGCAGAAUUUUGUGUUGUCAGUGAAUGUACACGCAAAAACCCCGCCUCCUCUCUCGCUCUCUCUCUCUCUCUCUCUCUCUCUCUCUCUCUCUCUCUCUCUCUCUGUGAUUAGGCGUGGAACGUAACGUCCACUGGUUGUACAUACAUUUGUUGAUACGUGGAAAAUGUUGAGAUGUUAUUUAAAUACAGUUUGUGUCGUGUGUGUGUGUGUGUGUGUGUGUGUGUGUGUGUGUGUAUAUAUAUAUAUAUAUAUAUCUCUAUGAAUGCAUGUUGUUUCACAAGCUGAUUGUUCCAGACAUCAAAGAUAAGCACAAACAUCAUCGUUCUUUUCGAGGGAUACGGUAACUGUCAGGUAGAGGUGUGUAUUUAGUGACCGAAACGGAUAGAAGAGCUCGCUGUCAGUAAUGAAACUCGUGAGACCAAGAAAGACGGCUUUCGUUAAAAUGUAUGUAAAACAAGAGCAGGAGUUAAACAACAACAGUCUCACACACACACACACACACACACACACACACACACACACACACACCUCUGAUAUCAGGUACUGAUUAAAAUGAAAGAGUCCUGCUCUUCAGGUUCGGUGUGUAGUGAAAUUUUGAACGUGAUCUGGAGCUUGUUAGCGAAAAAGCUAAAGAAUGUGGAAAAGAGCGUCACUGUGUAUGUAAUCUAGUGUAAAGCGUAAAAUACCAAGUGUGUAGUAAGUAGUAGAGCAAUACCGACUAGCUGUGUGAGAGAGAGUGUGUGUGUGUGUGUGUGUGUGUGUGGUUUACUGUACAGUGUGUGGUGUAAUUGUGUUAGAAAUAGUCUUAGAUACAGCUGGUGUACUAAUGUAACUUAUAUGCACUAGUGUUGGACUUUUUUUAUACAACUUUCAUCUUUUCCAUCAUUUUUUUCCUCGUAACAUCCUUUCCAGCUCGUGCUGUAGGUUUCCCAACAAACAAUCAGGUUUCCCACAGUUGUGUGCGUGUGUGUGUGUGUGUGUGUGUGUGUGAGUUCUUAAUGAAUACCUCUGUGCGAAUAACCGACUGAUCCUCAUGUCCAGGAGAAAUGAUCUGUACUCUGUUUAUUUUUAUAUGAUUUUAGACUUUAUGCAAAAUUUUCAUCAUUUAAGUGCCAUUUUUUAAAUUGUUCUUCGUUUGUUUGUUUGUUUUGGGUUGUUGUUGUUGUUGUUUUUUUUAUUUGGAGUAUGUGGAUGAGAGGUUAUGGUUAUGAGCGCGUGAGUGCAAAGUUUGUGCACCCUUGCGUUCUAGGUUUCACAGCAUCUUCGUUCUCGCUCUUCCGUUUUAUCAGUGACGUUUGUGCUUCUAGCGAAACUCGGCUUCGGGUCGGGUUUCGAUUUUGAUUCAUGUUUUUUGUUUGCUCCACACUCUGGAGAAACAACAACAAAAAAAGAGUACUGUACGGUACUGUUCCUUGUUCCUUGGUGUAGUACCCUUUCCUUUUUCACAUGUAGUAUGGAUCUUCUACUUAAGCCUUACUCUAAAAAGGCUAAUUAUGUCAAAUUUAUGCGUCGUCCAUCUUAAGUUUAGUUUUAAAGAUGCAUUAAAUGAGGUACUGAAGUAUACAGGUAGCUGAGCGACAGCAAAAGGUUCCAUUUAGUACCCUUUUAUUUUUCGUCAAGAGUGUUGGAUCAAAGUGAAAAAUCUUCUCGACUGACAUGAUUAUGAUGUGUAUAUAUAUUUUAAAAAUACUACAACAUGUCCAAAUAAAACAGUUGAGAAAAAGAGGACACCUCCAGGGUUGGGGGGUUCGAAUCCCAUCUCUGCCCUGUGUGCGUGGAGUUUCCCAUCAUGUUAUCCCCGUUGCCUUGAGGGUUUCCUCCAGGUACUCCGGUUUCCUCCCCUGGUCCAAAGACAUGUGCUGUACAUUCUGUACAUAAUCUCUACAUUAUCCGUAGUGUGUGCGAUUGUGCCCUGUGAUAGGUUGGCACCCCGCCUCGUUCCCUCGAGUCCCCUGGGAUAGGCUCCAGGCUCUCCGCAACCCUGUGUAGGAAAAUGGACGGAUUUUUUUUUUUUACACUGAAAAACCAUGGGGGCACAAACUUUUGCACUCGACUCCUCCAAUUCAGUCAUCCAGGUCCAGGUUUUGAAUGAUGUAGAUCAGGGGUGUCAAACAUGUCUAAUCGCCUCCAUCAAGUUUAAAAUCGAAAUGCCGAUUGUAAUUGUGCUCGAAGAAGGAGCUCUGAUAUUCCACUAGGGGGCGUUCUCGAUACUUGACCAGCGCUGUUCCGAAUCUGCAGCACGUAUGAAUCUAAUUCACAAAUGAUAACGAUGUCGAAUUUUCAUCUGCGUUACGAACGAAUCGAUUCAUUCCAAACGGCACAUGGAUCCAAAUCCUCGUCUUGUUCCUCCCUACAGCUAAAUUGUAUAUUAUGGGAUGUCCAUUUCAGACCCAGAUGUUCUACGUAACAUAGAAAGAGGGGGGUGAAUACUUACGCAGAUAUCCUGUAUCUAGGUGAUGUUCUGUUUGUGCGUUCAGAAAUCGUGUACAUUUCGUAUAAAUAAUUACGGAUGAAUUCCGUGUGUGUGUGUUUGUUUGUUUUGGCACCCCUGAUCUGGACGUUUGUGUAUUUCUGUGUUUUUAAUCUCACUGCGGUGGCUUACACUCGUUUUGCCUUAGUUUUUAACACAGCGGAUCGAGGUUAUAGUAGGGUACUAAACAGUACCAAUUCUCGUGACUGGGGUGGUACCUUUAGUACUCGUCUUCUCCGUGGAUAUGUCUGAAGUGUACCCGCUCUCAAAGCUCAUCGAAGCCGCGAGAUCACGCAUGAUGUUUUUUUUUUUUAGCGUACGUACGCACGCUACCUACAAAAGUCAUACGCUUAACGGUACCGUCACAUCGACAUGAAAAGGUACAGUUAGUACCCUUUUUUUUCCUGAAAGACUAUCAUUAUGCCUGAUACAGGAUCAGUGUAUAUUUUUAUUUAUUUAUUUUUUUUUACACGUGCAUUCGGGCUCGGCGUUUAAUCUUUAUUAUCAGCUAUCUGAGCCUGGUAGCUUCUUUCAUUCAUUCUUAUGAGUGCGUGUGUGAGUGUGUGAGUGUGUGUGUGAGAUGUUUUUCCCCCUCUGAUGCAUGGAAAGUGAUCUGCAUGGAGAUUGUAUGUAUGUAUGUGCAUUCAGUAUGAGACCUUUCCAUCGUAUGGUGAAAAUGUAAAAAGAGAAAAGAAACACACACACUUAUACACACGUUUUGAUCUGAUUAGUGUAUCAGUAACGCUGAUACACAUGCAGCUAAACCAUUUCCAUAGAGGUCAGAACUUAUCUAAACUCCUACUUUUGUCCCCUCUUCUGCUUUCUGUCCUUUAAAGACAAGGAUCUGUGUCGUCUCUGCUCGUGCUUCGUAGAAUAGAAAAAAAAAAAAUGGAAAGAAUGUGCGUUCAAGACUGUGGGAUGAAACGUUUUUGUGUGUUUUUAGAAAGAAAAAAAAGAAAGAAAUCGGUAGAGACGCUUUGUUGUCGUCGUCGUCGUCACCGAGUUCAUGAUUCAUGAUUAGGAUAUGCAGUAGUCAUGCACCUCUUGUUUUGUAAACACUAAUAUAUUUAAUUUGUUAUACAGCACACGAACAUUAAACUCUAUUUUUUUGA
Messenger RNA from Ictalurus furcatus (blue catfish), 5530 nucleotides. RefSeq names its product NGFI-A binding protein 1b (EGR1 binding protein 1) (gene nab1b). Gene Ontology annotation, molecular function: transcription coregulator activity; transcription factor binding. Bases 280 to 1740 code for a protein of 486 amino acids. NCBI's taxonomy places the organism in Eukaryota, Metazoa, Chordata, Actinopteri, Siluriformes, Ictaluridae. The record is from RefSeq and is a predicted model, not a curated record. Gene Ontology annotation, biological process: negative regulation of DNA-templated transcription. The transcript is spliced from 8 exons. Gene Ontology annotation, cellular component: nucleus.